This is a messenger RNA of Erinaceus europaeus (western European hedgehog), 1841 nucleotides long. It is a transcript of the gene RIPK3, whose product is annotated as receptor interacting serine/threonine kinase 3. Bases 215 to 1678 code for a protein of 487 amino acids. Lineage: Eukaryota; Metazoa; Chordata; Mammalia; Eulipotyphla; Erinaceidae. Gene Ontology annotation, biological process: protein phosphorylation. The record is from RefSeq and is a predicted model, not a curated record. The transcript has 10 exons. Gene Ontology annotation, molecular function: JUN kinase kinase kinase activity; ATP binding.
UGGGCACCCUCAUCCAGCCCCCGCCCCCGGGGCGUGACUAUAGAGGCGCCCCAGCCUUAAGAGAAGGAAGUUUAGUCAUUCGAACCAGAGUGACCCGGGAAGCGGAAUCUGUCCCUUGGUUCAGAGAUUGAGCCUUUUCCCACCACCCCCAUUCCCCCAACCCAAGCCCCCCAAUCCAUCCUUGUGGACUUAAAACUUUGAGCAGCUACAGUCAAUGACUGAAACCAAGUUAUGGCCCAGCGGUGCCCCCGCCUCCCUGGUGGCUGUCAAGGACCUGGAGAACCCAGAAGUCAUCGGCCGAGGCGGCUUUGGCACAGUCUACAGGGCGCAACACAAGACGUGGGGGUUCGACGUGGCGGUCAAGAUCGUGAAUUCCGAGGAGAUCUCCAGGGAAGUAAAGGCCAUGGCAAAUCUGCAUAACGACUUCGUGCUGCUCCUGCUGGGGGUGACAGAGAAGCUGGAGUGGGCCACGUCGGGGCCUGCGCUGGUGACGCGAUUCAUGGAGAACGGAUCCUUGGCCGGGCUGCUGCAGCCCCAGUGCCCCCGGCCCUGGCCGCUGCUCUGCCGCCUGCUGCAGGAGCUGGUGCUGGGGAUGUGCUACCUGCACAGCCAGGACCCGGUGCUGCUGCACAGGGACCUCAAGCCCUCCAACGUCCUGCUGGACUCUGAGCUGCAUGUCAAGGUUGCAGACUUUGGCUUGUCCACAUUUCAGGGAAGCUCACAGCCAGGGAAAGGAUUUGGGAGUGGAGGGGGGACUCUAGCCUACAUGGCCCCAGAACGUUUGGCUGGUUUAAAACUGAGUGAACCCAAGGCCAGUGAUGUCUACAGCUUUGGGAUCCUAAUGUGGGCAAUACUGGCUGGAAGAGAAGUUGAGGUACUGCCCGAGACAACUUUAGUGCGGCAUGGAGUGUGUGAAAAGGAGAACCGGCCCCCGCUGAACCUACUGCCACAGCCCAGUCCAGAGACUCCUGGCUUGAAAGCACUGAUGGGGUUAAUGCAAGACUGCUGGAGUCAAAACCCCAAAGAAAGGCCUUCCUUCCAAGAAUGCCGCUCCAAAACCAAAGAAGCCCUGGACUUGGUCUUACAGGACAUGGAUGUUGCUGUCUCCAAAGUGAAAAAGUACCUGUCUGAGCACAGGGGCAGCAGCCAGAGACUAUCCUCCCCUGAAUCAGGCCCAGGAGAGGCAGAAAUAGAUGAUUCUGGAAGAACCACACAGAGCAGUGAUGCCACAUUCUCUGCAAUGCUGAACAAACUGAGCUUGUCAGGACCCCCAAGGCCUGCUCCUGAAAAAUGUGAAAAACUUCCCGAGGGGGUGAGGUCACUGGCAAGGCAGGCUCAGCACAACCAGAUGCCAGGGAUACCUUUUAAUUCAACAGUCCAGCCUCCCCCAACUCCAGAAGCCCCACCUUUCAGAAACCAAAUGCCCCACAUUUUCCAAACUUCAGUGCCAAGCCCUGGACCCCCCAGGAAUCAGGGAACUGGGAGACAAAGGACUGGCUGGCCUCCUGGUAAUUCUGGGACAAACUCGCUACCAGAGACUUUCAUCAUACAAGGCAGCUCCGGGGUGCAGAUCGGAAACUACAACCACUUACUUAUACAUAGAGGGCCUGCCAGCUCCAUGCAGAGUCCAGCACCUUGCUUCACUGGUUGGGGCUUGCGGAGACCCCCAACUCAGUAGGUUGGAAUGAAGGGUCCAGAAGAACUGGAAGCCUAGAGAGUCCUGCAGUGCCAGUCUAACAGUCGCAGGAAUACAGACACCUAGCCAGGAUUGCCUUUGCAAGCUGCCAGGCCUGCACCUGAAAUUUGUAUCUCCAGGAGUCAAUAAACGUGAUGCAAUUGUU